This is a messenger RNA of Cheilinus undulatus (humphead wrasse), 2049 nucleotides long. Its product is annotated as protein piccolo-like. NCBI's taxonomy places the organism in Eukaryota, Metazoa, Chordata, Actinopteri, Labriformes, Labridae. The transcript has 3 exons. Gene Ontology annotation, molecular function: structural constituent of presynaptic active zone. The record is from RefSeq and is a predicted model, not a curated record. Gene Ontology annotation, biological process: protein localization to synapse; presynaptic active zone assembly. Gene Ontology annotation, cellular component: glutamatergic synapse; cytoskeleton of presynaptic active zone; GABA-ergic synapse. The coding region runs from base 1 to 2049 and encodes 682 amino acids.
AUGGAGCCCAUUGUGACAGAAAUUCCAAAAGAGUCUAAACCAGUACAAGCUGAAGGAGAUGUAGCUAAAGUUCUCCCUAUCCCGGUGACUGCGGCUACAACUGCACCCACUCCCCCUAUUGCUGCAGAGGUUGCAACAGCUGGAGCUGCUCCAGGGAUUGAAACAAAGCCAGAAUUGUCAGCUCCAGAAAGGAUUAUUAAGGACGUACUGCAGGAUGAUCACAUCAAACAGCCACAGCCAACUAAGACUUUACAGCAAGUUGAGGUGCAACCAAAGCCAGAAAAAUUAGAGCAGGAAUAUAAAUUAGAACCUGUCAGCAAGGAAGUGGCAGAUAAGCCAGUUGAAAACAUCCCUGAUGUGACCUCAGUUCCAGAAAGCACCAUCAUCAUGAAGGAGCAAGAUGAAAGCAAACAAGAACUUAAGGCUGGGCAGAUUACACUAGAACGCAAAGUUGCUCCUUUGAUAGCAACUAAGCCUACAUCAAAGGAAGAAGAGCGUGAUGAGGAGCCCCAGAUUUUACCCAUAUCCAAAGAAGUAAAUGAUGAGCAGGUGGUUAGUGACACAAGUAAAGAAAAUGUAAUCACAGAUACAUCUGUGCCAGUGAAGGAGGAGGUUAAGGCUGAAAGAAGACGUCUGAGUUUUCAAGCCAUGGAAGAAAGCAGUGGAAGUGAACUCACACCUUCACCCUCACCCAAAGUCCAGAGGAGAAGGCUAAGGGUCAGCAAUGUUUCAUCCAGCAGUGAGGACAUCAAAACUGAAAGUGCUGACUCCAACAUAGAAGAUGAGGAGUUCAUCCGCAGGCAGAUAAUGGGCAUGGGUGAUGAAGAGGAAAUGUCUCUUUCAGAAGAUGAGAAAGAAGAGAAAUUGGAAACAGAAGAUGCCAUUAAGGAUGCUGAACUUGAAAAUGUAUCAGUGUUAGCCAAGCCACUGACCAGAAAGAGUAGCACAGAAGACGAAGGCAACCUAACCAGGAGAAUAGCCCCCAAAACAGACACUACAAUGACCCAAGAGGUUCCUGAAUCACUGACUAAUACUGCUUUUAAGAAAGCUAUUCCAGCCUUGAGACAGAGACAAAGUACAGAUGAAGAAGUAGAGAGCAUCACUGAAUCCUUGUCAAAAGGAUCGUCAAGUGUUCAGGCAUCUAGCUUUACUCCUGGAUCUUCACCUACAUCAGCUUCAUCUCUGGAGGAGGACAGUGACAGCAGUCCGAGUCACAGGAAGGUCAAAGGGGAGAAACAGCAUCGCAAAGGCAAACAUAGGCAGUCAACCCAGCCUCUCCCAACAAUUGAGGACUCCUCUGAGGAAGAAAAUAUGGAGGAAGAUAAGUUUAGGAAAGACAAAGAUGAAUCAAGGACCCAUGGGAAAAUGCCAUCAUCAACUGAAGGCGCCUCCUCCCCAGAGGAUCUGAGACAGGUCACAGUUAUAGAUGACACAAAUAGAACAUCUGGCUCUGAGUACUCCGCCAGUAUGGAAUCAGAACCAGAGGCUAGGCGAGCUGUACAGAGGGGAUGUAAGCCUUCACCAACAGUGAUCCCAUACACUCCCUCUGAUCCAUUUGAAAAGAAGUACAUGGUAGCAAAACCAUUGAAAAGUGCAGAGGAAACAUAUGAGGAAAUUAUUCAGAAGACAAAAGCGAUUCCAGGAGAGAGUCCACCUGAUAUUGAGCCCCUCUAUGGUGGUAUGGCAAUAGAGGACUAUCUUUACGAAUCCUUAGUUGAGGAGCCUGAACUCAAGUUCACUGAAUUUCAAGAGGAAGAAGCUAAACUCGACACUGCCUCUGAAGCAGUCAAAAAACUCAGGUCUCCAGAGGAGGUUUAUGAGGAGAUGAUGCAAAAAAAGAGAGAACUGAUGAUGAUAGAGCAAGAGUUUCAACAGGCACAAACUGCCUUGGAAAGUUCCUCAUCAGUGGUCAUCGACCCUAUGGAAGUUUCUGACUCCUGUGUGGUGACAAUGCCCACAGAUGGGACAACAACUUCUGGACAAACAGAGGUACCUUUUACAAGUACUGAAACUUCAAGUGACAUGCCGUGGAUCUAUAAGUUUUGUUAG